This is a messenger RNA of Cooperia oncophora, 207 nucleotides long. Lineage: Eukaryota; Metazoa; Nematoda; Chromadorea; Rhabditida; Trichostrongylidae. The record is from the annotation of a GenBank genome assembly.
AUGGCUACCCAGCUUCCACUCAUGUUUCGUCUCAUCAUGAAAGAGCUCCAUCACCUCGUCGAAGGAUUCCUGGUGCUCUUGAAUAUAGUCUAUUGCCAGCUUUGGAAGGCAUGUCACGUACGCGUCAUGCCACAGCAGAGCUUGACGCUCUUGCUAAUGCUUUCCGCCACGCGGAAGAGGUUUGUCCGGGUAUAUGUAAUGAGCUAG